Sphenostylis stenocarpa is the source of this 1371-nucleotide messenger RNA. The record is from the annotation of a GenBank genome assembly. Lineage: Eukaryota; Viridiplantae; Streptophyta; Magnoliopsida; Fabales; Fabaceae.
AUGGAAUCUGAAAAUGGAGUUGUUAUGGAAGACGAGAAACAUGUUAUUGGGGAAACAACUAAGGAGAACAUUGACAAAGAAGCUGAAAACAGUUGCAAUGCUGAAAUUCAGACCAAGAAUGAGGCCUCUGAAGCCAUUGUAAAAGUUGAAGGGCCCAAAUCUGCAGCAAGUAAAAACUCAAAACUUGCCAAGGAACAUGGUGGCAAAGGUGGUCUUGCUUCAAAAAACAACAAAUCUGCUACCAAAGACAAACCCAAUUUGAAGUCCACAACUUCACCUCAAACACACAGGCCCAACCUUUCCAAAAGCCUUUCUUUCCCAGCCAAAUCAGCUGGUAAAGAUGUCAUGAAGAAAAGCAUUAAUGGCACUCUUGUGAAGACAGAAACUAAGCAUGCUAAUGGGGCUAGAACCGAGCCUUCCAUUCGUCGUUCAAGCAGGCUGACAAACAAUGAAGUGAACUCAAAGGAAUCUAAAAAAACCACUGGAAAUUCUAACCAAAAGACCUCUUUAACAUCCAUGGCAAGCCUUAAAAGCUCUGAGAUUGGAGAGUCUACACGGGCGGUGAAUGCGGUUUCCAAGAGCGUUACAUCUGAGGCAUCCUUACCUGUUGAUCAGAUUUCAACCCCAGCAAAAACUGAAAAACCAAAUAAAGAGGAUGAUGACGCUCACUCCACAACUUCAAGUCAUACUCCUCGUAGGAGGAGCAGUGGUUCUGGAUUUUCCUUCAGAUUGGAAGAAAGAGCGGAAAAGAGGAAGGAGUUCUUCUCAAAGCUAGAAGAGAAAAUUCAGGAAAAGGAAGCAGAGAAAACUAACCAGCAAGAGAAAUCAAAGGAAAACCAGGAGGCUGAGAUCAAGCAAUUGAGGAAGACUAUGACAUUCAAAGCCACUCCAAUGCCAAGUUUCUACAAGGAACCUCCUCCAAAAGUUGAAUUGAAGAAGAUACCUAUAACACGCCCAAAAUCUCCAAAGCUUGGAAGGAACAAAGGAUAUGUUGUGAACCAUUCAGAUGACAAGUCUUGUUCUAGUCCACAUGCAAAGCAGCAACAGAAUGAUUCAACCAAGGCAAAGGUAAAGGGUAGCAAUAAAGAAGUGAUCUCAAAGAAACCGAUCAGAAAAACUCAAGCCAAGCAGCCUCAGGAAACUGCAAUCGGAAAAACUGAGAAUGAUACUGUGAAGUCUACUAAAAUCAACCAAGAUGUCGAAGCAGGGACAGGAAACAAUGAAGAAUGCCAUGAACCACCAGUUGACAAUUCUGGAUAUCAAAAUGACAUGGAGUUAGAAUCCAAAAAUGAGCUUCCUCAGAAUGGUGCACUGGUCUUAAAUUCAUCCACACCCGAGAUUGUAUCAUAUGAGGUUACUGUUGGAGUGUAG